Molecule: messenger RNA, 978 nt
Organism: Kwoniella shivajii
Lineage: Eukaryota; Fungi; Basidiomycota; Tremellomycetes; Tremellales; Cryptococcaceae
Exons: 9
Coding region: 1-978 (325 amino acids)
Molecular function (GO): phosphatidylinositol transfer activity
Source: RefSeq, a predicted model, not a curated record
AUGUCCGCCUCCUUCACUGUGGAUCUGCUUAGCCCUCCAUCGACUGUCAAAACCGUUGCGUCACCUGGCUUGACGGAAGAUCAGCAGGCAAAACUGCAUAAUCUUGAGCAACAUUUCGGUCAACAGAAUUUCAAACUGCCCAUCAGCGAAAAUGCGGAACAGGGAAGGGAGCUCACCGAGAGGGAGAUGAUGUACAUGUCCAGAGAAACCUUUGUGAGAUAUCUCAUAGCAACGAAAUGGGACUUGCAAGCUACCAUAAUUCGUCUGGAGGCCUGUAUCGUAUGGCGUCGGACGGAAGAUAUUGAGAAUGUCGAACGUAUGGCAGCCGAGUGUAGUCCCGAAUCUCAACAAGGUAAAUAUACACUUAUGGGGUUCUCGACAAAAGGUCAACCGAUUAUAUCCAUUUACCCUAAUCGAAAAAAUAUGCCUUAUGAAGAGAAACGUACGUUCGAGGGUUUCAGUGGUCGGGCCAAUGGCAUGGUGUACAUGUUGGAGAGAGCUCGAGAUUUGAUGCCUGCUGGUGUAACAAAUGCAUUAGUCAUCUUCAACUUCACAGGGAAGAAACAAGGCCCUUCUACACCAAUAUCUGUCAUAACACAAGCCAACCACAUACUUUCUUCCUAUUAUCCCGAAACGUUGGGGCUCAAUAUUUUCCAGAAUAUGCCUUGGCUCUACAAAACUCUGAUUAGCAUCGUCUGGCCAUUUGUGGAUCCAAACACGAAAAUGAAGGUCAAAUUCGCAUCCGCAGAAGAUCAAGAGCUAGUCAAGGAUGGUGACAUCGAUGCGAAUCAACUUGUCAAGGAGGCAGGUGGCGAUUUAGAAAUCUCCUACGAUCACGAUACUUAUUGGCCGUCAUUGGUUCAAACCUGCUUGAAAUUGCGGGCCGAUGAAGAGGAACGAUGGCGGGCUUUGGGCGAACGUAGAGUUGGGCGAGAAGAAAAGUUUUUCAAGCGAGCUGUCCCUCUGUACAAGGUCUAG